Messenger RNA from Ceratosolen solmsi marchali, 2191 nucleotides. RefSeq names its product Short Calcium-binding Mitochondrial Carrier (gene SCaMC). The record is from RefSeq and is a predicted model, not a curated record. The transcript has 11 exons. The coding region runs from base 665 to 2128 and encodes 487 amino acids. NCBI's taxonomy places the organism in Eukaryota, Metazoa, Arthropoda, Insecta, Hymenoptera, Agaonidae. Gene Ontology annotation, molecular function: calcium ion binding. Gene Ontology annotation, cellular component: mitochondrial inner membrane. Gene Ontology annotation, biological process: transmembrane transport.
GAUGACCUCUCGGAUCCUGGCUACGGGUACGCGUGUGUGCGUCAACCGACAGCUGCCACGAAACCUGCCUUACCGGCCGUGGUUUUAUUCAGGCCAGAUGUCGCCCCCCACUUGGCAUUCCGAGAUUUCCUGGAACGCGGCCACCCGUUCGGGAGUUCCCGUCGUUCCCGUUGUUUGGCCCGCACGACUCGCCGCCUGUCGUCGUCGCCUCGGAGUUUCCUGGUGCGCACCAACCCCCUGUCCCAGAUCGUUCGAGCUCGGUUGGGACACGCAGCAGCCGCAUCAAGGACAAGGACGACGCCCGGGUGGUCUGCCACGCGUACCCACUGAUCCCUUCGACCAGCCUCGACCUGCGGCUCCUUCGCCGGCCUGGGACGACGAGGUUCUUCCAGCGGCGGACGAGCAACCAGAAGGUAUUGAAGUUGCACUGUUGCAACGGAACAAUCGUACUCCCGUGCAGCUCCUUUUCGAGAAAAUCCUAUCGUCGAUCCUCAAUAUGUUUGAAUGAAUUGGCAGCCACGUUUAGCCUCGAUUAGCCUCAAAGCCCGUGGAGAAAAUCCGCAGCAUUAUCGAUUACGCGUGACAUAGGAGGAUGAUACCGGGUCCAGGAGCAGAGGUACAUCGGGAGGCGUGAGCGGGGCAAGCGCGAACCGAGUCCGCGGCGAUGCCCGCGAGCAGCCUGUCUCGGAGUGUCCAAGGGUUAGGAGUGGCCGCGGUGGUCUUAUCCCCGCCCCCCGCCCACUACCUUCAUGAGUUACCGGCCCAGGAUGAAGAGCGCCUUGGCAAGUUAUUCCAGACCCUGGACCUCGACGGCAAAGGCCGUAUCGACGUGCACGACCUCUCCAAAGCGCUCCACGAGGCCGGCGUACACGAGCAUUAUGCACAGAAAUUUUUGGCCCGCUCCGAUCAAACAAAAAGCGGUGAUAUCACUUUGGCAGAAUUCAUCCAUUAUGUACGGGAGCACGAGAAAAAUUUACGUCUGCAAUUUACCGACCUCGACAAGAAUAAAGACGGGAAAAUCGAUUUAGAAGAAUUAAUUAAGGCAUUUAAGGAUCUUGGCAUCGAAAUGGAACGAGCGGAAGCAAAGAAAUUGCUUCAGAGAAUGGAUAAAGAUGGAAGCCUUAACAUUAGUUUUAAUGAAUGGAGAGACUUUUUACUUUAUGCGCCUACUACUGACAUUCAUGAGCUUAUUCAGUAUUGGCGGCAUUCCACGUAUAUGGACAUUGGGGAGGACAUCGGUGUGCCUGAUGACUUCACAAACAGCGAGAUGGUUUCGGGUAUGUGGUGGCGUCACCUCCUCGCCGGUGGUAUUGCCGGGGCGGUAUCGCGUACCUGCACCGCACCCCUCGAUCGCAUCAAGGUGUACCUCCAGGUGCAUGGCUCACGGCAAUGCAACAUCUUCAGCUGCGGGAAAUAUAUGCUUCGGGAAGGUGGCGUGAAAAGUUACUGGCGUGGUAACGGCAUUAACGUACUUAAAAUCGGUCCGGAAACGGCUCUCAAGUUCAUGGCCUACGAACAGGUGAAGAGGAUGAUUAAGGGAGUCGACAAUCGGGACCUCAGUAUCUACGAGAGAUUCGUCGCUGGUUCGGCUGCUGGUGGUAUCAGCCAGACUGCCAUUUAUCCUCUCGAGGUACUGAAAACUCGAUUAGCCCUUAGAAAGACUGGAGAGUUUAAGGGAAUAGUCGAUGCGGCGCAAAAAAUAUACAAUCAAGCAGGCUUGAAAACAUUUUAUAGAGGCUACAUUCCCAACCUCAUUGGAAUCCUGCCCUAUGCGGGUAUCGAUUUAGCUGUGUACGAGACAUUGAAAAAUAACUACAUUCGUACGCACGGAAAGGACGAGCAGCCAGCCAUUUGGCUGCUGAUAUUAUGUGGCACCGUAUCGAGCACCGCUGGUCAGGUCUGCUCGUAUCCCUUGGCGCUAGUCAGGACGCGGCUGCAAGCUCAGAUCGGGCCGGUCAACGGACAGAACAACAUGGUCGGCAUAUUCACGGACAUCUUCAAGAGGGAAGGUCUUAAGGGCCUCUACCGUGGCCUCACCCCAAACUUCCUCAAGGUCGCACCAGCAGUAUCAACGAGUUACGUUGUGUACGAAUAUGUCCGAUCGGCGCUAGGAGUGAACAUGACGUGAUGAAUAUAUUAUUUAGGAACCUAUUCGUUUUUAUUAAAUUAUUCUGUAAAUUUAUAAUAGAAA